AUGAAGCAUAAAGAUGGAAAACCAGGACCCCAAGGUACCAGGGUUUUCCCCAUGGCAAUCUUGUUUGUUGUGCUAUGCGGGUUUUCAUUCUAUCUUGGUGGAAUCUUCUGUUCUGAGAAGAACAGAAUUGAGCCUUCUGAUGUCAAAGAUGUCAUAAAGGCAGUUCGAUCAUCCAAGGAGUCACUUGUGGCCCCUCUCCAAAUAAAAACUGUUUCCUUUGCUGAAUGCAGCAGUGACUAUCAAGACUACACCCCAUGCACAGAUCCAAGGAGGUGGAGAAAAUAUGGUGUUCAUCGGCUUACUUUCAUGGAACGCCACUGCCCUCCAGUAUUUGAAAGGAAAGAGUGCUUAGUUCCACCUCCAGAUGGGUAUAAGCUACCAAUCAGAUGGCCAAAUAGCAGGGAUGAAUGUUGGUACAGGAAUGUGCCAUAUGAUUGGAUUAACAAGCAGAAAUCUAAUCAGAAUUGGCUAAGAAAAGAAGGGGAGAAGUUUCUCUUUCCUGGUGGAGGAACUAUGUUUCCUAGAGGUGUAUCUGCAUAUGUCGAUUUGAUGCAAGAUCUUAUUCCAGAAAUGAAAGAUGGGACUGUUCGAACUGCCAUUGACACUGGGUGUGGGGUUGCAAGUUGGGGAGGUGAUUUGCUAGAUCGGGGGAUUUUAACAGUUUCUCUCGCCCCAAGAGAUAAUCAUGAAGCUCAAGUUCAGUUUGCCUUGGAACGUGGGAUUCCGGCAAUCCUUGGCAUCAUUUCUACACAGAGGCUUCCUUUCCCCUCAAACUCGUUUGAUAUGGCUCACUGCUCAAGGUGCCUCAUCCCAUGGACGGAAUUUGGUGGAAUUUACCUCCUUGAAAUUCAUCGUAUACUCCGCCCUGGAGGUUUCUGGGUCCUAUCUGGUCCACCUGUCAACUACGAAAACCGCUGGCGUGGAUGGAACACAACCAUAGAAGAGCAGAAAUCAGAUUAUGACAAGUUGCAAGAACUGCUAACUUCAUUGUGCUUCAAAUUGUAUAACAAAAAGGAUGAUAUUGCUGUUUGGAAGAAAUUGUCAGAUGAUAGUUGCUACAAUAAACUUAAUGAGCCGGAUGUCUAUCCUCCGAAGUGUGAUGAUAGCCUUGAACCAGACUCAGGAUGGUACACGCCAUUGCGCUCUUGUGUUGUCGUUCCUGACCCAAAGCUAAAAAAGUCAGCUUUGAAAUCCAUCCCUAGAUGGCCAGAGCGGUUGCAUGUUGCACCAGAUCGUAUUUCCGAUGUGCAUGGUGGGAGUGCUAGUGCUUUUAAGCAUGAUGACAGCAAGUGGAGGGUACGAUUGAAGCACUACAAGAAGUUGCUCCCAGCAAUUGGGACAGAUAAGAUCAGAAAUGUUAUGGACAUGAACACGAUAUAUGGAGGUUUUGCUGCAGGAACGAUUGAUUAUCCUUUGUGGGUCAUGAAUGUGGUCUCUUCUUAUGCUGCAAAUACACUGCCAGUGGUCUAUGAUCGGGGCCUUAUUGGAACUUACCAUGAUUGGUGUGAAGCUUUUUCUACAUAUCCCCGAACUUAUGAUCUUCUACAUCUUGAUGGCCUCUUUACUGCAGAAAGCCACAGAUGCGAAAUGAAAUAUGUACUCUUAGAGAUGGACCGAAUCCUGCGCCCCAACGGGUAUGCAAUAGUUCGAGAAUCCAGCUACUUUGUGGACGCUGUUGCAACUAUUGCCAAAGGCAUGAGAUGGGGUUGUCGCAAAGAAGAUACUGAGUAUGGCGUAGGGAAGGAGAAAGUAUUGAUAUGCCAGAAAAAACUCUGGUAUUCAUCGAAUCGGACUUCUAGAUGA
Molecule: messenger RNA, 1803 nt
Organism: Prunus armeniaca (apricot)
Lineage: Eukaryota; Viridiplantae; Streptophyta; Magnoliopsida; Rosales; Rosaceae
Source: the annotation of a GenBank genome assembly